Molecule: messenger RNA, 1180 nt
Organism: Bursaphelenchus okinawaensis
Lineage: Eukaryota; Metazoa; Nematoda; Chromadorea; Rhabditida; Aphelenchoididae
Source: the annotation of a GenBank genome assembly
AUGCUGGCAAAAUGUCUCCCGCAGGUUUUGAGUAGAAAUGUUUUGAAAAACACAAGAAGUAAGUUAAAGUUUUUAUAAUAGAUGUUUUUGACAUGUAUUUAUAUCCUGUAGAUUACUUUUUACACUGUAUUCUUGCAGAUGUUGCGACAUUCAACUACCUAGACGCGUUUGAUUUGGACAGUCAGUUAACAGAAGAUGAAAAGGCUUUGAAAGACCAAGCCAGAAGUUAUUGUCAAGACAAAUUACAAUCUCGGGUAACUCAAGCCUUCAGGAAUGAGACGUUCGACCCAUCCUUAAUACCUGAACUGGGACAGAUGGGAUUGUUAGGAGCUCCAUACGAGGGAUAUGGUUGUGCUGGUGUUUCCACAGUUGGGUACGGGUUAUUGGCACGAGAAGUAGAACGAGUUGACAGUGGAUAUAGAUCUAUUAUGAGUGUUCAGACCAGUCUUGUGAUUGGACCUAUCUACAACUAUGGUAAGUUAAACGCAAUUUAAAGUUAAUAUUGUGUGUUGUUGAUUAAACAUGAUCUCUAAUUACUUUUGAAAGUGUUAUGAAAAAACUAGCUUUUUAAUGUCUAAUAUAAUUUAUGAAAAAUAUAUUACUUCAUCUUCAGGAAGCAACGAGCAGAAAGAAAAGUACAUUCCUGAUCUUGCCGCAGGUAAAAAGAUAGGAUGUUUUGGUUUAACAGAGCCGAAUCAUGGUUCGAAUCCAGCGGGAAUGGAGACUAGAGCUGCCUUUGAUGAAAACAAGAAAGUGUACGUUCUUAAUGGUACUAAGACAUGGAUCAGUAAUUCUCCUGUAGCCGACGUCUUUAUUGUUUGGGCCAGAAGUAAGAAACAUGGCGGCAAAAUUAGGGUGAGUUUUAAAUACAAUCAGUUUAGAAUCGCUAAUACAAUGUAAAAUAAUAUAAUAUAUUUUACAGGGGUUUAUCCUUGAAAAAGGCAUGAAAGGAUUGACAGCUCCGAAGAUCGAAGGAAAGAUCUCUUUGAGAGCUUCAAUUACCGGUCAGAUUGCCAUGGAUGAUGUUGAAGUGCCAGAAGAAAACUUACUGCCCAAUGCUGAAGGUAUCAAUGGUCCAUUUGGCUGUCUGAACAAUGCUCGCUUAGGAAUUGCAUGGGGCGCUCUGGGAGCUGCUGAAACUUGUUUUACGACCGCAAGGGACUACGCUUUGGAACGGUGA